AAACAUCUGACAUUGGUUUAGGGUCGCAGUACAUCGACCCCAAUCAUGUCUAUGACCUCUAUCGGCAGGGGCAGCUGAAGAGCCUUCUGAAUUAUAUGGAUUCUUUUCCCGGAGCAGCUAAUGACCCGUACUACCAGAUCAUCAAAGAACUUAUCUACAUAUCUAUGAGAGUGGAUGUUCCAACUCAUUUGGAAUUCGAGUGGAAUGCUAAACGUGCAGAGUCUGCAAGAGACUUAGCAGGAAGAUUCUUUGAUGGUGGAGUAAAUGUUAUGUGGUGUGGUAAAUGGUUUUCCUGGCCCGUGUUACUGUAUAUGCUCAAGACAAUGGAUUAUUUAGGAUCUAUAAACUUUUGAUUUGGGGAAUGAGUCAGUGUAUGUUGAGUGUGUGAUGGACGCAAUUUGUCCUGAGUUGUGGCCACAUCAACUUCGUUGACUGCCGUGGUGGUUUUCCUAUGUUGAGUUUUGAUGUUUUAUUGAAGGAUUUUAAAAUUAUUACUAACAAUAAUAUUUUUGGUACUAGGAUUGGUAGAAGUUCUGGAAGCUUACAGGAAUCUCUAACUUCUAGACAAGCACUCAUAUGCUCUGAUGAACCCUGCCAACCCUGCCAGAGACCAUCUGACAGCAUGUCUAUCCAUGACACAACUUUGAAAAAUUCAAAUGAUGGCCAGGUUAUGCAAAAGAUACCUAUGGUAUCAGGAUUAUUGGAUAGACAUGGAUGCCCAAUACCAGAUAUCGAAGGCAUCAACCCACUACGAUUCCAUAGUAGACAUCCUGUGUGGGGUGAACAUGCUUUAGCAGUGGAGAAAAGUAAGGAUACAAAAGUGGGAUCAUUCUUUUGCAUGUACUGCGAGAAAGAGCUUGUAGGUAAUGCAACAGAGGCAAUUAGACACAUGAAAAAAGGCUGCAAGAUUCCUCUUCACACGUUGAAGAAUCUUCUUGAAGAAGUUGAUCAAUACAAGGAGAGAGCAGAGCAACUCAGAAGGGCCCACAAAGAUUCAAAAACUAAAGGGAGAAAGGUCAGAAAAGCAAAUGAUGAUCUGGCAAUACAGAAAAGGGAUGCUGUUGAGAUUGCAGAGCUAGUCUUGGAGUUGUCACAGAGUAAAAAAUAUGGCCCUUUGGAUGAUACAACAGGAGUGAUGGCCAUGAUCCAGACUCUUCUUAUGCAAGCACAGAUACAUUUGAGUUAUGGCAUUGAAAUUAUAGAGAUAGCUGGAUAUUUUGAGAUGGCUUCAAGGAUAGCUCUUCAUCAUCUUGACCAUAUAUCAGAGAAUGUCAUAUUUAGCUCCACUGACAGAGAAUCUUUGGUUAGUACCUGCAUGGCAGUUCUGUCCAUGAACAGCUAUGAGUUAGCACUGGCAAAUGUUGCUGUUGAGGCAGUCCUUGAAGUUGCUGAUACUGAAAAGAAAGAAGUGAGGCUGGAACUAAUCCAAGUGAAAGGUAGGAUUGGUCGGACGCAAAGUGUGGAGCUUGUACACGGAAUUGUCAUUGACAAGCAUAUUAGCCACAAGCAAAUGCCGAAGAGAAUAGAGGGAGCUAAGAUUGCUUUCUUGUCGUUUGAGCCCUCAAACAUUAACACUGUAGAGACAUCCAGGAUACUGCAUGAAGAGCAACACAAAUAUGUUGAGGAAAUGAUUCGGAAAUGUGAGGAUAUUGGUGCCACCCUAGUUAUUUGUCAAUGGAGAUUUGAUGAGGAAGUUAGUCAGCUCCUUAUGCAGAGAAAACUGACAGCUGUCAGUGGGGUUAGCGAUGCUGAACUAAAAGAAAUCGCCAAUGCCACAGGUGGACAUAUUGUUCAGAAAAUCCAAGAUUUGAGUCUAGACAAGCUGGGUGAGGCAAAAUUAUUCAGAGAAAAGAAGAUUGGAAAAACAAAAGGUCGGGUGCUUUACAUUGAAAGUUAUGCCAGCCCUACACCAGUAACAAUAUUCUUUCAUGCUGGAAGCAAUAUAAUUCUUGAGGAAAAGAUGAGGAAUCUUGCAGAUGCCCUACGCGUGUUAAGAAGCCUUAUUACUGACAAUUCAUUUGUUUGUGGUGGUGGCUCGGCAGAGAUAUCAUGCUCUCUUGCCCUUGACGCUGCUGCAGAUACAUAUCCUGGAUAUGCGAGGCCCUUUCUCAAGUCGUUUGCCCAUGCAUUGGAUGCUAUUCCUCUGUCAGUCGCAGAAAACAGUGGUUUGCUCCCUUUUGAUACGCUGACGAUGCUGAAAUCCCGCCAUAUCAAGGAAAAUAAUGCCUAUUUUGGCAUAGACUGCAAUCGCCAUGGAAUUUACAACAUGAAGGAGCAACACGUGUUUGCAUCUCUAUCAGGGAAGAAGAAGCAGAUUUUGCUGGCAUUGAAGGUUAUGAGGACUGUGCUAAAGGCGGAUGAAGUUACUUAGGCUGCGCCAUGCAGAGUACUGUGAAGGACGUACUGACCCUUUUGUUUGACAAAUAGUUUCCUUUUAACUCACUUUGGCACCAGAGCACUGGUGCUCACGGUAUCUCAGCCACUCAUGGUUUAAGUAUUGUUGAUUGUUCACUGACAAAUCUAAUGCUCUCUCUC
Molecule: messenger RNA, 2535 nt
Organism: Lolium rigidum
Lineage: Eukaryota; Viridiplantae; Streptophyta; Magnoliopsida; Poales; Poaceae
Product: T-complex protein 1 subunit epsilon-like
Exons: 13
Coding region: 452-2371 (639 amino acids)
Biological process (GO): protein folding
Cellular component (GO): chaperonin-containing T-complex
Molecular function (GO): ATP binding; ATP-dependent protein folding chaperone
Source: RefSeq, a predicted model, not a curated record